Messenger RNA from Ictalurus furcatus (blue catfish), 963 nucleotides. It is a transcript of the gene crybg1a, whose product is annotated as crystallin beta-gamma domain containing 1a. NCBI's taxonomy places the organism in Eukaryota, Metazoa, Chordata, Actinopteri, Siluriformes, Ictaluridae. The record is from RefSeq and is a predicted model, not a curated record. The transcript has 2 exons. Bases 260 to 511 code for a protein of 83 amino acids.
GUGUGUGGCAGUGUGUGUGUGUGUGGCAGUGUGAACUUAAUAAUUUUGUCUCUGACAGUUUGGGGGGAAAAAAGUAAUAAAUACAUCAGAUCAGGCUGUGUGUGUGUGUGUGUGUGUGUGCGUGCGUGAGCUGUUGCUAUAGAAACACUAUGGAAAGGAGCAGGGAAUCGGUGCUCUCUGAUUGGAUAAACAAGCUCAUAAAUAUUCUGUAAUUUGUGGUGUAUAGCACUGACUGCGUUCCACUCGUGUGUGUGUGUAGAUGUUGGAGGACUGCUGUUUGGAGCCCUCGGCGGGGAUGAUGAUGCCCGGGUGUCGUCUCAGCGUCUCUCCCGAACUCGGGAACGACAAUCAGUUUUGGAACAUCACGGCCGACGGCCUCAUACACGCCAACCUCAAACCCGACCUGGUGCUGGAGGUUAAAGGUGGACAGCAGUACGACAAAAACCAGGUGAUCCUGAACUCGGUCGACGUGCAGAAAACCAACCAGAGGUGGACGGUGGAAAUCCUGUAGCGCCGGACGUCUAGCGGGGUGCUGUGCAACGACUUCUCGUCUCACAGUGGGCCUGGUGGUGCAGCUCCACCACGGAGACCUGUGAGCCUCAUGGUGCAGCUGCGACCAGAACACUCCUGCGAGCUCGUCCCUGGAGCCAGGACGUGUCCCGUCUUUCUCGGAUCCCUGAAGAACAUUCUCGCUUUUAAAAUGCGUCCCGGGUGUAAUGUCACAGGAUGGCCACAGGGGGGCGCUCGAACACCACGGAGCUCAACUACAAGCAAUAUGCGACAGUGUUAAAGUUAAACUGAAACUGCAUCACCUUUAAAGUGCCUGACUUUUGGUUUUAUUUUUAAUUUCCUCUGCUCUCCUUCUCCUCCUCCUCUCGCUCGGUGUUUCGUCUGUUGUACAUUUUCUUUUCAAAGCUGUAAAGAGUUCUGCUGUUUUAUUAAGAAUAAAGUGUUUUAUCCGUG